GAUAAUAUUCAUUUAGAAAUUUUAGAUAAUAAAAUAUGUAUUUCUAAACAAGAUUUUUUAAAUUUCGUUUCAAAUAUUGAAUAUUUGCAAGAAAAUCAAAAAGAUGAAAUAUUUGAAGAAAUUAUUGAAAAAUCAGAAAUUAUAAAUGAAAAUUUUGAAAUAAUUAAUAAAAAUAAUGAAUCCAAUAAAAUUAAUUUUGCAACUAAAUUACAACUUCUUAUAUUAGUAAUUUAUAAUUAA
Messenger RNA from Cetraspora pellucida, 240 nucleotides. The record is from the annotation of a GenBank genome assembly. Lineage: Eukaryota; Fungi; Glomeromycota; Glomeromycetes; Diversisporales; Gigasporaceae.